Rhagoletis zephyria (snowberry fruit fly) is the source of this 1821-nucleotide messenger RNA. The record is from RefSeq and is a predicted model, not a curated record. Lineage: Eukaryota; Metazoa; Arthropoda; Insecta; Diptera; Tephritidae.
AUGCUCAACCCGAAUGAUAUAAACAACACCGCAAGUUUAACUCCUGCCUCAGCGGCAGCAGAAUUGACGGUGACGCCGACGCUAAUCGAACUCGACGGGGACGCCCAGCUGACGCCCAAUGACGCCAGCAGCAAUGUCAGCAUGCAGAUGGACUUCUCCUCGGGAAAUCCCUCUCCGGGCAGCAUCGCCGUCGGCAGCGGCAGCAGCAAUGACGGCGGCAGUCUCGAUGGCAGAUCAAAUCACUCGGCCUCCUCCACCAAAGGCCCCGAUGCCUUCAGAUCGAACCUCAGCUCACCGAGCGGCUCACCGCCGCCACCGGCGCCGCCGGCAGUGCUUGGCCGGCACUCACAAUCUCCUGAAGAAGAGGAGGAAGAGGAGGCGACCAUUUCGAAGCAGCAGCCACCGCCGCCCGGGCCCGACCCGGUCGUCGCGGAGAUGGUGCGCGCCACGCAGUACGGCAACUUUGACCGGUGCCGGCAGCUGAUCGAGGCGGAGGGCUUCGACAUCAACCGCCGCGACGCGGAGAACGUGACGCUGCUGCACUGGGCGGCCAUCAACAACCGCCUCGAGCUGGUGAAGUACUACAUCGCCAGGGGGGCGGUGGUGGACGCCAUCGGCGGCGACCUCAAGUCGACGCCGCUGCACUGGGCCACCCGCCAGGGCCACCUGGCGAUGGUGGUCCUCCUGGUGCAGCACCGCGCCGACCCCUCCCUCUUCGACGGCGACGGCUUCAACUGCCUGCACCUGGCGGCGCAGAUGGGCUUCACCUCCAUCGUCGCCUACUUCAUCGCCAAGGGCCAGGACAUCAACGCGCCCGACCUGAACGGCAUGACGCCGCUCAUGUGGUCGGCGCUGCGCAAGAACACGGUCGACCCGACGCAGAUGCUGAUCACCCUGGGCGCCAGCCUCUCGCUGACGGACCGCAACCGCAAUACGGCGCUGCACUGCGCCGUCCUCUCCAAGAACGCCACCGCCGUCAGUCUGCUGAUGAAGCACGGCGCCAAUCCGCAGUUCAAGAACAUCGCCGGCGACACGCCGGCGGACAUGGCGGCCAAGUUCAACCUCAAGUGGAUCUCCUCGCUCUUCAACGAGUACCGCCGGCGGGGUGAGGCGAAGCAGCCGCUCGCCCGCUUCAAGCUCUCGCCCUCCGCCACCAGCGAGGUGCGCAUUCCCUCGCCGCGGGACCCGCAGUUUCGCUACUACGCAAUGGCCGCCACGCCUCUCAUCUACUUUUACCUGAUCGGCAAGCUACUGCAGUGUGAUGUACUCAUGUCCACGAAGGCCUUCGCCUUCAUCGCCCUCAUCGGCUCACUAUAUCUCUGUGUCACCUUCGUCUUUGACACAACGCAGCUCAACGUACUGGCCAUCUCGCUGUACCUGUCGACCAAGUUCUGGCUCUACGUCACCUUCUUCCAGUACUUUGUUUUUGUACUUUCUCCACUGGACCUCUUUCUCUUUCUCCUCGCCUCCACCUGGCUCUUCUACAGCUUCUACAAGGCCUGGCGCAGCGACCCGGGCUACGUGGCCAACAGCAGAGAGGAGCAGAUUAAGACCAUUGUGGACAUGGCAGAGCACGAGGGCUUUGAGCCGCGCUGGUUCUGCAGCACCUGUCUGGUGCGAAAGCCACUACGGUCGAAGCACUGCAGCAUCUGCAAUCGGUGCGUCUCCCGAUUUGAUCAUCAUUGUCCUUGGAUCUCCAACUGCGUCGGCUCGCGCAAUCACAAGUACUUCAUCUGGUACCUCAUGUCGCUAAUUAUUGUGCUUAUUUACUAUUUCAUGGCUACCAUUCAGUGUAAGCAUUUUCCGUUUUGUUUGUCUUGA